Messenger RNA from Protomyces lactucae-debilis, 610 nucleotides. RefSeq lists its product as uncharacterized. Lineage: Eukaryota; Fungi; Ascomycota; Taphrinomycetes; Taphrinales; Protomycetaceae. The transcript has a single exon. The record is from RefSeq and is a predicted model, not a curated record. Bases 198 to 380 code for a protein of 60 amino acids.
GCACAGACACAUCCGCACGAGGUUUCGCUUGUUGAAUCGCUUGACGACGUGAAGCAAGCAAAGACCCACGCUGUGCUGCUCCGGAAAGUCCAUCCUUGCUCAAACUCCUCGAAUGCUCCCGGCGGUCCAGAACGCGAUGAACUAACGCAGUCGGCCGUUUUGAGCUUUCCUCUUGUGCUUUGACAGUAGCUUGAGCAAUGCGCUUCGCAGUCGCCGACAUGGGGACAGGUUGCGAAGAAGUGGGCACAUCCACAACAGCCUUGAGCGUGGCUGCCUUGAGUUGUGAUUGCAACGCUUCAACCCUCAAUUCUGCAGCCUGCAACUUCUCCGCCAAGCCGACCUGUUCCACAACUUGCUGUUCCAGCUCUUUAACACGCUGACGAUAACCCCGAGCUUCUUUACUGCUCGGCAACGCUCUUGCUGCCCGUCGUUCUCGCUCAAGCUCAUCUCGCAGCAUACUGCAUUUAUCCUGCCAUUCAUGCGUCACGCCCUCAACGCGGGCUUCCACUUCUCCUCGUAGUCGAAGGAGCAUACCCUGCAUCACAUCUUGCUCUCGUUGAAUUGUCUGCGAAAGACCACUAAGCGACUCAAAUUUUUGCUUCCAAAAUUG